This is a messenger RNA of Penicillium riverlandense, 1359 nucleotides long. RefSeq lists its product as uncharacterized. The transcript has a single exon. Lineage: Eukaryota; Fungi; Ascomycota; Eurotiomycetes; Eurotiales; Aspergillaceae. The coding region runs from base 1 to 1359 and encodes 452 amino acids. The record is from RefSeq and is a predicted model, not a curated record.
AUGUCGACCUCUCAAUCACCCCAGCCGCCAACACCCAAGGCCUCACGCAACAACCGAAAGCCCAAGAAAAACACAACCCCCCAACCUCAGAAGACUGUCAUGCUCAGCACCCCUCCAUCAUCACCACCGCGGAACGUGAGCUCCGGAGACACGACCACCGACUCGUCAAACCCGGUCACUUCGUCAAAGAAGAAGGCGCAGCGGUCGGCGAAGAAGCAACCGGCUAGUCGACCGUCGCCAGCGCCCAACAACAAUGGCCAUCGACACACAUCCUCCCAGCCCGGCGUCAUGACGCCGCAGCUGAAAGACAGCGCCGCAUAUGCGGGGCCGACCUUCCAUGCCUCGCCGGCGCCGUCCGCGCUCCCGAUACCGAGCUUCUUCUCCAAGUCGUUUCCCGAUUCUGAUCUUGCGCCUACCCUGGAGACGGACAGCGAUAAUGCAGAUAUGGAUCCUGAAAUCGAGACUACACCCUCUAAACCCAGGUCUCGUCCUCAAACCGUGGGCGAUGAACCGAAACCGACCCCUCUUGACUUUCUUUUCAAGGCUGCUGUGCAAGCAAGGAACUCCAACUCCGCGCAUAGCCCAGAAAUGAGCCGGGUACGCUCUCCGCAAACCGAUUCAAAGCUGCUUUAUUCCAAUGCCGACAACACCCCGAACGGCGGGGUAUUCUCGUUCGAGAUGGAGAAUUCCGGGCGCAGCACACCCAUCGGCCCGUCCUUUGCUCCAUCCUACCAGGAUCGUAUGAACGCUUUCCGGGCUAGCAGUUCUCCCUCGCACUCCCCCGCAGAUCUUAAUGAAGAUCAGAGGAGACUGAAGACCGAGGAGCUGAAGCAUUUGUUACUCAACCCGCGUCCACAGAAGCCCCCCGGCUCUUCCUCCUCGGCUCACGAGCAAAGCGGGAGUUUUGGCGCCAAUGCCAGGCCUCCGCACUACGCGACCCCGCUGCGAACGACGUCUGGUCCUGUUGCGACAUUGUCAAAUGGCUAUGCGAAUCCCCAGAAGCAACCCGUGGUCAACCACGCUGGCCGCCAUCCGGGUGUCUACGCCCAUCCCAGUGGCCCGCAACAAUUCCACUACAAUUCCAAUUCUCCGUUGAGACGAGAAGUUCCCGCGUCGAAUUCUCACCAUUCCUACUCUGCAACCCCGUCGCCGCCGGCACAGUUUCCCCGGCAUAAUCAGCCAAACUAUGCGUCUCCGCAGCCUCAGUACCCGUCCGCUUCACUCCGUCUACCUGCAAAUUCACCCUCUCCUUCGCAAUCCCCAGACACCAAGAAGAUGGAGGAUGAUCUACGCAGGAUCUUGAAGCUAGAUGCGGCGCCGGGGAUCCCACCGAGCGGGAUCCAGAGCUCAUUUGCCUAA